Molecule: messenger RNA, 3069 nt
Organism: Aplosporella prunicola CBS 121167
Lineage: Eukaryota; Fungi; Ascomycota; Dothideomycetes; Botryosphaeriales; Aplosporellaceae
Exons: 3
Coding region: 92-2866 (924 amino acids)
Cellular component (GO): cytosol; nucleus
Molecular function (GO): protein phosphatase regulator activity; protein phosphatase binding
Source: RefSeq, a predicted model, not a curated record
UCGAGCCUCGCUCUCGCAUGCGUCUACAGCUACGCUUACCGAUCAACAAACCCCUGACAGAUACCCUGCGCGCCUCCGCUAGAUAACCACAAUGUUCUGGCGCUUUGGAGGCUACGCCAACAUCUCCACCCUCGACUCGAUCCUGGACAAGCCCGAUGUCACUCUCGAGGAAUUGCUCGACGAGUCGGAUCUGAUACAGGAGCUCAAGCAGCAGAACUCCAAGCUGAUAGAGUAUCUGCGCGAUGACAAGAUCUUGGAGCGUCUGCUGCAGUACGUCAUUGCCUCGAAAGACGCGCCCUCGUCCGAGGGUGACAACGCCGGAGAUGCAGAGGACAAGGAUAAGGAAGGGAACCUAGGUGGUUUCUUCAAGAGGAGAUCGAGGUCAAGAUCUAUCAAGUCUGACUCCGGUGAAACGGAAGAGAACAAGGAGGAGAAGCAACGCUUGAAGUAUGCGUACGUCGCAUGCGAGAUCUUGUCGUCUGAAGUCUGGUCCAUCUCGGAGGCCCUCCUUGAAAACCAACCGGCUCUGCGCAAGUUCUGGGAGUACAUCAAGCAACCUGCUCCGCUGGAUCCCGUGCAAGCUGGUUACUUUACAAAGGUCAAUGAGUCAUUGCUGGAUCGGAAGACGGAGGAGAUGCUAGAGUUCUUCAAGUCUAUCGAGAAUGUUGUCCCGGAAAUGUUGCAGCAUGUUGACUGCCCGAUGGUGAUGGAUCUGUUGCUUAAGAUCAUCAGCUUGGAAAAGGCUGAGGGAGGACAGGGCAUAGUCGAUUGGCUCCAGCAGCAUGGACUGAUUCCCACUCUCCUAUCUUUCCUUUCCCCCGAAUAUAACGCUUCGACACAGACAUCCGCUGGCGAUUUUUUGAAAGCUAUUAUUACUAUCUCCGCCAACGCAACGACUCAAGACCAGUCGGUCAUUGGACCUAAUGAGCUGACUCGCGAAUUGGUUUCUGAGAAAUGCAUCAAGAGCCUUGUCACGGAAAUGCUUCGUGGUGGAAACCCACUCACUGUUGGUGUGGGCAUAAUAAUUGAGGUCAUCAGGAAGAACAACUCCGAUUAUGACCUUGAGAACCAGACGGGACCAGAACCAAGGAGUUCGGAUCCGAUCUACCUGGGAACUCUGCUUCGCCAGUUUGCGAACCACGUGCCUGACUUUAUGGCUUUGAUCAACAACCCCAACCACACUGUCACCAACAGCGACGGCACAACGACCACCAGGAAACGCGAGCUCAAGGCUGCCUUUGGUGUGUCCAUUGAGCCUUUGGGAUUCGACAGGUUUAAGACUUGCGAACUCAUGGCGGAACUGUUACACUGCAGUAACAUGGCUCUGCUUAAUGAAAGAGGUGCCGAGAGCGCGGUUAAGGCUAGAGACGCGGAAAGAGAACGCCUGAAGGCGGAGGGGAAGCUUACCUCGGCAAAGGAGAGCGAAGACCCGUCAGUCAUCGACAAUGACUUUGGCACCAGCGUCGACAGCCAUGGCUUCCACCACGCACGCGCACCUUCUAGCGAAUCGCCGGAAGAGGUCAAGCGGCUUGAGGUUCAAAACACCGUCGCCGAGGAGGAAUUUGAAGAAGUUGCAGCCUCGGAAGCGAAGCAGGAGGAUAAGGAGGUCGACAUUGGCGAGCCUCUGGAGAGGUCACCGAAACUUCCUCCUCGCACUGCGAAUGGCGGCGAGGUUGAGAAGACGGAAGAUGUUGAUGAGCCCAAGGCACCUGAGCAGAAGCCCGCAGGUGAAAGCGCAGACUCGCCGACAUCGGCCGGGUUGACAGACAAGGUCGGUUGCCUCGAGCUGGAAAAGGAUGACGCGACCAUGACCGACUCGCCUGGUGAGAAGGGCGCAGAGCCGGAGCAGAACCAGCAGCCUAUUUCUCUGUUGUCGCAGCAGCUCGCCCAGGGUUCGGAAAGCAGUGAACCCGCCGGUGGAAUUUCUCCUCGCCCUGAAGACAAGCCCGCUCCUCUUUUCUCGAAGAAGUCAGAAGGCGAGCAAACAGAGAAGAGCGAAGGAGAUUUUGAUGAAGAGGGUUCUCGGUCAGUGUUACUCGACCAAGGCGGCGACUUUUCCCACUCGCAAGGACCGCAGUACGAGGUUGAUAUCGACGGAUCCCCUGUUGUUGGUGACUUGCUGAAGACGAUGUUUGUCGAACACCGCGUCGUGCCUACGAUUCUCGAUUUCUUCUUCCGCUUCCCGUGGAACAACUUUUUGCACAACGUCGUGUAUGACGUUGUCCAGCAGGUCUUCAACGGCCAAAUGGAGCGUGGUUACAACCGGGCACUCGCCAUUGACCUUUUCGAGACUGGCCGGAUCACGGAGCGCAUCAUGGAGGGCCAGCGGGCCAGUGACACCUCCCAUGCGGAAACCAACAUGAGACUAGGCUACAUGGGCCACCUAACCCUCAUCGCAGAAGAAGUUGUCAAGUUCACGGAACGCCACCCGCCGGAGCUCCUGUCGCUCUCGGUGCUCGAAAAGGUCAUCGACCAGACCUGGACCGAGUACGUCGAGCAGACGCUCGCCGAGACGCGCGAGCGCGACAAUGCCAUUCUCGGCGGCGUCCGUCCGGACAUGGCCGUCGGUCCGCGCCAAGCCGUGCUCAACGCCGUCAAUGCCGGCGGGUUCAGCAGCGGCGGACUCGCCAGCGCGGGCAUCGGCGGCGGCAACGUCGGCCUCGACAGCAUGGAGCUCAGCAAUAACAGCGGCUACGGCGGCAUCAGCAGCGGCAGCCUGCUGAGCGGGUUCAACAACAGCAGCGACGAGGAGGAUGAAGAGAUGGACGAGGGCGAGGAGGGUAGCGGUGCUCGGAGCGGGCCGCUGAACGACUCUGACCAAGUGGGUGAACUCUCAUUUGAAGACGUCGAGAUGGAGUAUCGAUGAAGCAGUGUGCAGCGCGAACCAGAGUGUCAGUGCGUUCAUGUUGUUUUUUCUUUGCAUGGCGUCAUUCCCCUUUCGGUUCGUUGGACUGGCUUUCCUCUCACGUCGCAAGCAUGUAUAGCAACAAGGCACGCAGCCGGUAUACACUUCCCUGACCCAUGAGCGACGAGAACAAUGACGAUUGCCACCCGCCCCUUUUCUUCUCA